CUUCCCUCCUCUUCAUCCCUCACAAGUGCCAAGUCCACAGUCCAACUGCGCGCGUGCUUCCCUCCUCUUCCUCGUUGGAAAUCAUGGCCAUGAUGCUGCCGCCGCUGCUGCUUCUCCAGCUCGCCUCCUUCCUCCGCUCAGCCAUAGCCUCCACCGGCACCGGCGGCAACGGGAGCUGCACGCCGGAGUCAUGCGGGGACCUGAGGAUCAGGUACCCCUUCUCCCUCGCCGGCGCGCAGCCGCUCUACUGCGGCUACCCGGCCUUCGACCUCACCUGCGACGUCGGCACCCGACGCGCCUACCUGAGCAACACGUUCAGGGAGAACAUCUUCCGCGUCGACAACAUCUCCUACGCCAGCAACUCCAUGGUGGCCGCCGUGCAGACCAUCUUCGCCGGCGACAGCGGCUGCUCCGUCCCCGACUUCAACGUGUCGGCCAGCCUCGCCCUCUUCCCGUUCAACAUCAGCGCCACCAACAAGCGUCUCGUGUUCUUCUACAACUGCACCGUGCCUUCUGCGCUCCGGCUGCCGCGGCGGUGUGGCCCUGGCAACCACACGAUGGGGGCGUACAUCUCUGGUCUUUGGUACGAAGGCGGCACGGUGCCGGCAGGUGUUCCGACGAACUGUAGCUCGGUGAGCGUGCCGGUGCGCCGAGGACUGGAUCGAGCUCAUGAGCAGUACGAGCGGCUGAUCAGGGAUGGAUUCCUCCUGAAGCUUCCGGCGCCGCUAGGGGACUGCGAUCGAUGCAGACGGAUGAGCGGCGGGGAGUGCCGGUUCGCUGAGUUUGCGUUCCAGUGCGUCUGCCCCGACGGGAAGCUCUGCCCCAACUCCACUGAAACCAACUCAACAACUCCUCCAGAUACAGAUACAGGUGCAAAGGAUGUUGGAAUAAAGUAUGUCACAGGAAUCACAAGUGCUGUUCUGUUUGUCAUCGUACUGGGACUCGUGUGCCAUCUCAUACAACUCAACCGAGCCAAGAACAAGAAACGAUCUGCGUCAAUGGACGGCCUCAUCCGUGAAGGAUCGCCGUUGGCAUCGCUCCGCAAGGAGUUCAACGGCCUCGCCGGCUCGCCGUGCACCCACAUCUUCACCUACGAGGAGCUCGACACGGCCACCGACGGCUUCAGCAACACCAACGAGCUCGGCGCCGGCGGCUUCGGGAUAGUCUACAAGGGGGUUCUCCGGGACGGGAGCGUGGUGGCGGUGAAGCGGCUGUACAAGAACAGCUACAAGGGCGUGGAGCAGUUCGCCAACGAGGUGGACAUCCUCUCGCGCCUGCGCCACCCCAACCUCGUCGCGCUCUACGGCUGCACCUCCUCCUCGCCGACCUGCCGCGACCUCCUCCUCGUCUACGAGUUCGUCCCCAACGGCACGCUCGCCGACCACCUCCACCACGGCAAGGACGGCGGCGGCGACCCCCUCCUCCUCCCGUGGCCGACCCGGCUCGGCAUCGCCGUCGAGACGGCUGCCGCGCUGGCCUACCUCCACGCGCACCAGGUCCUGCACCGCGACGUCAAGACGACCAACAUCCUCCUCGAUGAUGGGUUCCACGUAAAGGUGGCCGACUUCGGGCUGUCCCGGCUGUUCCCGGCGGAGGGCGCCACGCAGCACGUGUCCACGGCGCCGCAGGGCACCCCCGGGUACGUCGACCCGGCGUACAACCGCCGGUACCAGCUGACGGACAAGAGCGACGUGUACAGCUUCGGCGUGGUGCUCGUCGAGCUCGUGUCCUCUAGACCGGCUGUGGACAUGGCCCAGGCCGGCGCCGACGUGAACCUGGCAUGCAUGGCCGUGCGCAUGAUACAAUGCUGCGAGAUCGACCGGCUGGUCGACCCGCGGCUCGGGUACGGGUCGUCGGCGAGCGAGACGAAGGAGACUAUCGACAUGGUGGCCGAGGUGGCGUUCCGGUGCCUGCAGCCAGAGCAGGACGUCCGGCCGUCCAUCAGCGAGGUCCUGGACGUGCUCAGGCAGGCUCACCACAGGAUCACGGAUGGCGCCGUGUCGCUGAAGAAGAGCAGAGACGGGUCGCCCGACUCCGUGAUGAACCAGUGGAUCAGCCCAUCAACCACCUCCAAUUAUAGCAGCUGAUCGAGAGAGCCUGAGACCAACAGUUCUGUACUUGAAUGAAAGGAAAUUUGUGACCCAUUAUGUGCGCCGGGCAUGAUACGAACUUACUACAGGACUCUCGAUUAUCUCACGAAUUUAUGAUACAAGCUUCAGAUACAAGUGUUAAGCAGCAAGAAGGGGAUUCGAGGGAAAGAGCCAGGGAGGUGGGAAGGAGGUUCACGCCCAACGGCGGCCGGUUCUGGUAUCUGUUAUUCGAUGCCUCUCCGGGAAGAAGAAUCCCCCAUAUAUCUUCGGUUACUAGACUUGGUCAUCUCCUGUUCUGUGGGUUGGGCUUCGUCCCCCGCUUGGGCCGAGCGGCUCGUCCUUGGCUUCACCUGAAGUGCCUAAUGU
This is a messenger RNA of Aegilops tauschii subsp. strangulata, 2456 nucleotides long. Its product is annotated as LEAF RUST 10 DISEASE-RESISTANCE proteinUS RECEPTOR-LIKE PROTEIN KINASE-like 1.2. Lineage: Eukaryota; Viridiplantae; Streptophyta; Magnoliopsida; Poales; Poaceae. The record is from RefSeq and is a predicted model, not a curated record. Gene Ontology annotation, biological process: protein phosphorylation. Gene Ontology annotation, molecular function: ATP binding; protein kinase activity; polysaccharide binding.